CCGUUGUCGGUGGUGUCACCGUCUUCUGGCUUUUCGGUAAUUAUAGCCACGUCGUGUAACAUUCGGGGCGUCGUUAGUGCUCAUAACGGGUGUCCGUACUCCUCUUCCCAUGGCAUCAGUGGAGGACGGGGCAUGCCACGCCUGCUAAUAGCCUUGGACAAGUCUUGGACGCUGUCUCUCGGGCUCCUCCCCUUCUUUCGGCAAAGGAAUUGCAAGAACCCAUCACCUAGCAACAUCAACUGCAGUAUCUCCUGGAGUAUAUGCGAACCAGCGCAGCAGACACGUCCAUUGUGUUAUGAUUCGACUUGCACAAUGAACGAUACGAACAGCCAAUCUCGGACCAAGCCUCGUACCGUAUAGGGCGAGUGCUCCUGUCAGUGCAAUUACGAUCAGGUG
This is a messenger RNA of Pisolithus orientalis, 396 nucleotides long. RefSeq lists its product as uncharacterized. The record is from RefSeq and is a predicted model, not a curated record. Lineage: Eukaryota; Fungi; Basidiomycota; Agaricomycetes; Boletales; Pisolithaceae. The coding region runs from base 133 to 360 and encodes 75 amino acids. The transcript is spliced from 4 exons.